AUGAAUAACAAAUGCGACACGUCUAUUUUACCGAAUAAUGUUUUUAGUUUGAAAAGAAAUGAAUUUUUUGAAUGCAUACAACAAUUAGCUGGUGAAAUGUUGUGUGAAAUUUUAAAAAUUCAACUUAUUGAUUCUGCACAGGCACUCCUGAAUUCUAAUGAUAUUUUCGGUAUAUUUAAAUAUGAUUCAGCUGAAAUAAACUGUUUGAGAGAUAAAGUAUGUUUUAAAACAAUAAAAGGUGAUUAUCUUAUCAAAAGUGGUAUCACAACAAACCUAUUCAUGCUAAAAAAUUUAUUAAAUGCGAAAAAAGAAGAACAACAAAAUCUAAAUAAUAAUCAACAACAAGAGCAAAGGUUCAUUAAUUUAAUCAACAGUAAUUCUAUGCUAAAAUGUUUAUUUCGUUGGUAUGAACAAAGUGAAAAAGUAGAGAAUAAAGAACCACCAUUUUUAAGAACAUUUAUCGAUACAAUUACAGACAAUUUAACUAAAUCACCAAAUAAAUAUCGCUAUCCUGCAUCUGUAGAACAAUUUGCAUUGUCACUAUAUAUAUUGGGGGGCAGAAUGACCUAUCAAUUUUUGAGAAUGAACUUGUCUCCUGCUUUACCCAGUGUACAGACAUUAAAUAAAUUAAUAUCGAAUAGUGAUAUUAAAAUGAAUGAAGCACAUUUUCGUUUUGAUAAAUUAAAAGAAUAUUUUGAUCGAAUUACUAUCAAAUAUGCCUUUGCCUCGGAAGAUUGUACAGGUAUAAUAAGAAAAAUAAAUUAUGAUCAACAAACAAACUCAUUUAUUGGAUUUGCUACGCCACUUAUUAAUGGAAUACCAACUGCUAACUAUUAUCAAACAGAUUCUUUUGAUCAAUUAAAGUCAUGGUUUAGUUCGUCGGACAAAUCAUCUUUGUUGAAUAUACAUAUGAUUCAACCUUUGCAGCCAGCAAAUCAUUCAUCUGUUCCAGCUGCAUUUUUACUAUCGGCUUAUGGUGUCGUCAACACCUACACAUCAAUUGAUAUUUUACGGCGAUGGUACUUUAUAUUUGAUAACUGUUCACAGAGAAACAUUCGAAUUAUUGGUUUUUCAACAGAUGGCGACGCAAAAUAUCUUCGCGCUAUGCGCUUAGCCAGUGGGUUCUUUGCAUCGUUGCCACAUUUUAAAUUAAAUGAACAUCAAGAAGCAUUUGAUUUAACAACAAUAACAACAAAAUGGUCUUGGUUUUAUUUUAAAAAAAAACAGCUAUUAUUGUUUUUCCAAGAUGGCAUUCAUUUAGUUACUAAAUGGAGGAAUCGUCUGUUGUCAUCCACGGCACAACUUCGUCUUGGUUCACAAUAUAUAUCAAUAGAACAUUUAUUUGAUAUUAUUGAAGAUACCAAUUAUUCAAAAUUAGACCACGGAUUAACUCGAAGUGAUUUAAUCCCAAAGACCGUCAGAAUUACAAUUCCUGCGUGA
Rotaria sp. Silwood2 is the source of this 1440-nucleotide messenger RNA. NCBI's taxonomy places the organism in Eukaryota, Metazoa, Rotifera, Eurotatoria, Philodinida, Philodinidae. The record is from the annotation of a GenBank genome assembly.